AUGGAGAGGCAGUCGAGGUGGUCGGAGCAGCGCUCCGAGCGCAGCGUGCAGCAGCACUCCGAGCGGCGCGAGCAAAUCGUGCAGCAACAGGAGCGGGUGCAGCGGACGCAGCAUUACUCACAGAUGCUCACACAGCAAGUUGGGAGUGUCGGUGGCGACCGCAUACCCAUCACAGCUGGAAGGCCUGGGGAUCCUUCCCCGCCUAUAUUCGAACAAAUUUUCAAGAAUGCUAGGUUUGCACAAGGCGGUAAUGCCAAAUUCGAGGGAAAACUUAGAGGUAACCCAACGCCAGUCGUGUCAUGGACCAGAAAGAAAGCACCUUUAGUAGAAUGCAAUAAGUAUAGUAUGAGUUAUAAUGAACAAACAGGUGAUGUAUCACUAUUGAUAAAACAAAUAGGCCCAGGAGAUGAGGGUGAAUAUACGUGUACAGCUCGCAAUCAGUAUGGAGAAGCCAUCUGUUCUGUAUACAUUCAACCAGAGGGUGUACCCGUACCUGCACAGCAGGCUUCACAACAACAGAGCUACAGACAUGUCAGUGAGAGUGUGGAACAUAAAUCAUAUGGAACACACGAAUACAUGACUGAGCAAUCGCGUCAAUCGCAAAAGUAUGCCUAUACUAAUGGCACAGAUCACUCAGCUUCUGAGGACUUCAAAGUAGACACUUUCGAAUAUAGACUGUUAAGAGAAGUCUCAUUCAGAGAAACAAUUACUAAAAGGUACGUAAGCGAAAGUGACAUUCAUGUCAAUACAGAGGUUGAUAAGUCCCUGGGACCUGUAUCACCACCUAAAAUUACUCAAAAACCAAGGAACUCAAAACUCCAAGAAGGAACUGAUGCACAAUUCCAAGUACAACUUUCCGGUAAUCCUAGACCUCGUGUUACGUGGUUCAAGAAUGGACAGAGGAUUGUGAACUCGGCAAAGAACAACAUCAUAAACACAAAUAACCAAACUAUACUUAGGAUAAGAAAUGUACAAAAGUCUGAUUCUGGUCAUUACACUUUACUGGCUGAAAACCCUAACGGAUGUGUUGUUUCAUCGGCGUAUCUCGCUGUUGAGUCACCCCAAGAAACAUAUGUCCAAGAUCAAAAAUCUCAGUAUGCAACGGAUAGCCAGCAAAUAGAGACUGAAAGAGUAGAAAUAAGUGAAAAAGCUCUCGCCCCGCAAUUUGUAAAAGUCUGCCAAGAUCGCGACGUUACAGAAGGCAAAAUGACGCGAUUCGAUUGCCGCGUCACAGGCAGACCUUACCCAGAAGUCACGUGGUUCAUUAAUGAUAGACAAAUUCGAGAUGAUUACAAUCACAAAAUUCUUGUAAACGAAUCUGGUAAUCACGCUCUAAUGAUUACCAAUGUCGAACUUAGUGAUAGUGGUGUAGUUACAUGUAUCGCUAGAAACAAGAGUGGCGAAACGUCGUUCCAGUGUAGAUUGAAUGUUAUAGAAAAGGAGCAAGUAGUUGCUCCUAAAUUUGUUGAACGUUUCAGUACUUUGAGUGUUCGUGAGGGUGAACCAGUAAUUUUGAAUGCACGUGCCGUCGGCACGCCUACACCACGAAUCACAUGGCAGAAGGACGGUGUUCCGAUUAUACCCAAUCCUGAAUUACGAAUUAAUACCGAAGGUGGGGCCUCGACAUUGGACAUUCCGCGAGCCAAGGCGUCGGAUGCGGCGUGGUAUCAGUGCACGGCUCAGAAUGUCGCAGGUUCCACCGCGACUCGGGCAAGGCUCUACGUUGAAGUACCCAAGGAGCCUCCGCCUGAACAGAAACGUCUGCACUUACCACGGCCUACAAAAAUAAUUGAACCAGAGCCUGCACCUGGACCAGAAAUCAUAUACCUAAGGCAUGUGGAAAGAGCACGACCAUAUGUUCCUCCUGGCGAGGAAGAUCGAAUUUAUCCACCACCACAGUUUAUUGUUCCUCUUAGAAGUGUUACACAAACUGAGGGUGGAAAAAUACACUUCGAGACGAGGAUAGAGCCAGUGGGUGACCCCACAAUGAAGAUAGAAUGGCUAAAGAAUGGUCAAAGCAUAGAAGCAAGUUCGAGAUUUACAUCAAUAUUUAGAUUUGGUUACAUAUCUCUAGACAUGCUCAGUCUAAACAUUCAGGACAGCGGUGAAUAUACGUGUAGAGCAGUAAGUUCCACUGGUAUUGCAGAAACGAAAGCAAUGCUUCAAGUGACACCCAGAGCCACGAUCGAACGUACUAGCCAACAUCCUGAAAGUUUACAAUACAUACAACAGCUGGAGGAUUACUCCAAGUACCAACAUCAGGAGUCCAUUGAAGAACAGAUUUCACAGAGGCCGCAAUUCAUAAGACCGCUUCAAGAUCUUGGAGAACUGCAAGAAGGAAGGAAUGCUCAUUUUGAAGCACAACUUACGCCCGUCAGCGAUCCAACUAUGAGAGUGGAGUGGUACAAAGAUGGUAAAUCGAUCACAGCCAGCUCGCGAAUCACAGCAAUCUUCAACUUCGGAUACGUCUCCCUUAACAUCAUGCACCUACGGGUUGAAGAUGCAGGUUCGUACACAGUCAGAGCUGUGAACAAACUUGGUGAAGCCAUUAGUACUGCGACAAUAAGAGUUGCGGCACGAAGCACUGUUACAGAAGACCUCGGCAUACCCGAGCAAAGAAGAUACAUUGAGAAGACUGAGCAGCUGGAGGCUUAUCAGCAGCAACAGAAUCAGAGGUAUUACCAAGAAGUACCUGAAAGUACACAACGACCUGAAUUUAAGACUCCCAUAAAGGACCAGAUGAAUAUUAAGGAGGGUGGAUUCGCCCACUUCGAAGCUCGUCUUGAGCCAGUAGGAGAUUCUACGUUAAGAGUCGAAUGGUUGAAGGAUGGACGCCCCGUUGAGGCUAGUUCAAGAAUAACGACCUUCUUCAAUUUUGGCUACGUGGCACUGACAAUUAAAUCAGUUACAAUCCACGAUGCUGGUAACUACACAUGCAGAGCUUAUAACGCUUUAGGACAAGCAACAACCAACGCCAAUCUAACCAUAAUUACGAAGAAAGAUAUUAUCGCCGAGUCACAGCAUCCUGGUGGCUUGGAAAAGAUACAAUAUUUAGAAGACUCUAGCAGAUAUUCCAAGCGAUCUGAAGAAGAAGUUAGGAUAACACAAAAGCCUAGAUUCUUGGGUCCACUUAAGGGAACUAAUAAAAUAGUUGAAGGACAAAGUGCUCACUUUGAAGCAAGAGUUGAGCCUCAAAGCGAUUUGACCAUGACAGUAGAAUGGUACUUCAAUGGCAAACUAAUUAAGUCAGCAAAUCGUAUUCAAGCUUAUCACGAUUUUGGAUAUGUAGCCUUGGAUAUAACAAAUGUUCGCGCUGAAGAUGCCGGUGUAUACAGUGUCAUUGCUAGAAACGCAUCGGGAGAGGCGCAACUGAGUGCUUCGAUGGUUGUUGAAACUCGAUCUGCCAUCGACACCUCUAGUAUUCAUCACGGCUUAUACGAGAAGACACGUCAAAUGGAAGAAUCUAAGUUCGUAGAACCAAUGUACCACAUUGAAGAAAUUUCAAAAUCAAAACCAGUGUUUGUACAACCGUUGUCAGAUCCUAAACCGAUAUCGGAAGGGAAAAAUAUUCACCUCGAAUGUCGCCUGGAGCCUAUGGGUGACCCCACCAUGCGAGUUGAAUGGUACCACAAUGGUAGGGCAGUCACUGUAGGAUCCCGUUUCAGAACCUAUUACGACUUUGGUUUCGUAGCAUUGGACAUAGUUCACGCUACGUCAGCUGAUUCAGGAGAAUACACAGUAAGAGCCGUCAACCACUUGGGCUCUGCACACACGUCUGCUAUGGUACGUGUUAUUGAGAGAUCUGAUGUUGUUACCGAUACACAACACGAGCAAGCCGUUGAGCAAAUCCAAAUGCUAGAGGAUGCAGCACGUCGCACCAGACAAGUACAAGAAGAUAUAACAGUCAUGCAAGCGCCUCAAUUCUCAAGAGCUUUGCAUAAUAUCGAGACUAUAGAAGGCACUAAUGUUCAUUUAGAAUGUAGAUUGCAACCCGUUGGAGAUCCAACAAUGAAAGUGGAAUGGUUCUGUAACGGCAGACCGAUAAAGACAGGCCACAGAUUUAGACCUGCCUACGAAUUCGAUUAUGUUGCACUCGAUCUGCUUAGUGUCUAUCCAGAAGAUUCGGGAGUUUACACAUGCCAAGCGACAAACCAGUUGGGUGAGGCAGUGACAUCGUGUGCCUUACGAGUAAUGGCUAAGAAGGACUUAAUAUUUGAAUCGCAACACCCAUCGGGCUUAGAAAAAAUUCAAUACUUAGAAGAUGCAUCUCGGUACAAGAAGUCUGAGGUGAUUGAUGAGUCAAUACACAUCAAACCCAGGUUUGUUACUAAGCCCAAAUCUGUUGACAAUGUAAAGGAGAGGCAGCACGUCCACUUCGAAUGUAAACUUGAGCCUGUAACGGAUUCAAACUUAAAAGUUGAAUGGUUUAAGAAUGGCCAACCGGUAACUAUUGGCCAUAGAUUCAGGCCGAUUCACGACUUUGGUUACGUAGCCCUCGACAUUAUUGAUUGUAUUGCAGAGGACUCUGGAAUAUACACGUGUCGCGCAGUAAACCUUCUAGGAACUGACGAGGUCAGCUGCAGAUUGUCUUGUCGCGAAACAGCUGAUAUUAUUCGCGCAACUCAGAACGAAGCCGGCUUGGAACAAAUUCAAGUCUUAGAAGACAGAUCUAGAUAUCAGAGGAGUGAGUUCGUCGAUGAAAUAACGACCCAGGCCCCAAUAUUUACCACAUCUUUAAAGAACGUAGAAAUUAAGGAAGGGCAAAGAGCUCAUUUCGAGUGUAGGUUAAUCCCUGUGUCUGACGCUACUAUGAAGGUGGAGUGGUAUCACAACAACAAACCACUUAAGAGCGGAUCCAGAUUCACGGAAACAAACAAUUUCGGUUUUGUCGCAUUAGACAUCAUGUCUUGUCUACCGGAAGACUCAGGAGUUUAUACCUGCAGAGCCAUAAAUGCCCUCGGAGAAGCCGUUACUUCAGCAACAGCAGUCGUACAUUCCAAAAAGUCUAUCUACUUGGAGUCCCAGCACCAGGAAGCCUUGCCAAGGUUACACCAACUUGAAGACACAUCAAGACAUCACAGGCCAAGUGCACCAGAAGAUGCCGUAACGCAAACACCAGUGUUUACUAUGCCAAUGCGUGACAUAAGAGUAGCAGAGAACCAAGCAGCUCACUUUGAAGCUAGAUUAAUACCUGUUGGUGAUCCGAGGCUUAAGGUUGAGUGGCUUCGUAACGGCGUAGCUAUCGCAGCUUCAAACCGUAUCACGACAAUGCACGACUUUGGCUAUGUUGCCUUAAACAUGAAAUAUGUGAACCCAGAAGACUCAGGGACGUAUACCUGCCGUGCUGUUAAUGAAUUAGGAGAGGCUGUAACAUCAUCGACAUUAUUUGUUCAAUCUAAAGCCUCAUUACUUCUGGACUCACAAAAUCAAGCAGCUCUUCAAAAGAUUCGUCAGCUCGAGGACACUUCCAGGUUCCAGCGCAAGGAAGACGUUGACAUAGCAAUCAACCAAGCUCCACGUUUUGUCACUCAAUUGAAUGGCCCCAGUAAACUGGUAGAAGGGCAAAGCGCUCAUUACGAAUGCCGAAUUGAACCCUACCCGGACCCGACAAUGCGUGUAGAAUGGUAUUUCAAUGGGAAAGUUCUACAAAGCGGUCAUCGUUAUCGUACUGCGUUUGACUUUGGAUUUGCAGCACUGGAUAUUUUAACAGUCUAUGGCGAAGACUCCGGUGAAUAUACAUGCAAAGUGAUCAAUAACUUAGGACAGGCAACAUCAUCUAUUAAGCUAAAUGUUCAAUCUAAGGAAUCCAUUAUUAGAGACACACAGCACGAAAGCGCUUUAGAAAAGAUUCAAUAUCUUGAGGAUGACAGUAGAUACAAGAAAACUGUCCACGAUGAAAGCUUCAUUGCAGAAAAGCCUCAAUUCGGCAAACCCAUCAAGAACGCUGAAGCAGCCGAAGGGCAACCUAUACAUUUGGAAGCCACUUUGACACCGGUCAAUGAUCCCACGAUGCGUGUUGAAUGGUACUGUAAUGGUCGGCCAAUUCAACAGGGUCAUAGAUUUAAGACCACAUAUGAUUUCGGAUAUGUGGCUUUAGAUGUGUUGUAUGCCUAUGGUGAGGAUUCUGGCACAUACAUGUGCAAAGCUACUAAUGCAGUUGGUGAGGCUGUUACUACCAGUUCUGUUAAAGUAGAUGCUAAAGCUGGCCUUUACCUGGACACUAUGGAUGAACAACGUCUUAGAAAGAUUCAAGAGCUGGAGAAGUAUGAAAGACCAAAGCCUGUUGAGGAAGUAACACCGGGACAAAGACCUGUAUUCCUUACGCCUUUGGUAAAUCUCGAGAACCUAAAGGAAGGUGAUCACGCUCACUUUGAAUCUAGAGUGGAACCAAUCAAUGACCCAGAUCUCAAGAUUGAAUGGUUCCUCAAUGGACAAAGAAUUAAGACGGGACACAGAUUCAGAACCACACACGACUUUGGUUACGUUGCUUUAGACAUUUUGUAUACAUAUGCAGAAGAUUCCGGCACUUAUAUGUGUAAGGCUACAAACAAACUUGGAGAAGCAGUCAAUACGUGCACGUUGAAGGUUGCAGGGCACAGAAAUAUUAUUUUGGACACACAGCAUCCUAAUGGACUAGAGAAAAUCAGGCAACUUGAAGCUCAAGGACAUCAAUCUAGAAUGGAAGUCGAAGAACCUAAGGUAUACCCACCUAGAUUCGUAACAGAGCUGCGUGGAACAACACAUGUGUAUGAAGGACAAACCGCACACUUCGAGUGUCAAGUUGAACCUGUACACGAUCCAAAUCUUCGCAUAGAAUUCUACCACAAUGGUAAAGCCCUGCAAUCUGCGUCACGAUUCCAUAUCACUUUUGAUUUUGGUUAUGUGUCAUUGGAUAUUCAACACUGUGUACCAGAAGACGCCGGCGAAUAUUCAGUAAAGGCUAUAAAUGCCCUUGGACAGUGCACUUCUUCAAUAUCCAUGACUGUAACCGCAAAAGGAAGUAUUAUUUCGGAAUCUCAACGUCCAGAAGGAUUGGAAAAGAUCCGAGAAUUGGAAUCAGCGGAACCAUUCAAGCGACCGGAAAUUCCGGAGCCGGUUACCAGGCAAAGACCAGUUUUCACUCAACCACUUCAAAAUAUUGACAAUAUUCAGGAAGGCCAAACAGCCCACUUAGAUUGUAGAUUGAUUCCUGUUGGAGAUCCUACUUUGAAAGUUGAGUGGUUCAGGAAUGAAAAACUUAUUGAGGACAGCUCGCGGAUUACAAAAACAAACGACUUUGGAUACGUGUCUAUGACUAUUAAUCACGUACGCGACGAAGACGAAGGCGUUUACAUGUGUAGAGCAUCGAACUUGCUAGGAGAAGCAGUCACUACAGCUGCAAUGAAAAUCAAAACUAAAGCAGCUAUCCAACUUGACACACAACAUCCAGAAGGCAUGAAGAAGAUUCAAAAGUUAGAACAACCACAACCUAGAAAGGGUGAAGAACCAGAACGUGAAUUUGAAAAACCAAUAUUUACUCAAGUAUUAACCGGUCCUUCUGAACUUUGGGAAGGACAACACGCCCACUAUGAAGCAAGAGUUGUACCUGUUGGUGAUCCAAGUUUACGAUUUGAAUGGUAUAUUAAUGGAGUGGAACUAAAAAUGGGAUCAAGGUUCCGUACCACGCAUGACUUCGGUUUUGUCACAUUGGAUAUUAACUCUGUGGUAUCAGAUGAUGCAGGUCUUUACAUGUGCAAGGCUAUUAACAAAGCUGGAAGUACAGUUUCUUCAACUUCUCUAAAAGUAAAGACAAAAUCUACGAUAGAGAAUCAAGCAAUGCGACCUGAGUCUUGGGAAAAAAUACAGCUCAAGGAAGCAUCAAUGAACCAAGUACCCGAAAGAUUCGUGGAUUUGGGAGUACAGCAAGCGCCUAUCUUUACCACACAUUUGCAGAGCUACGACAAACUCGUUGAAGGACAACAUCUGUACCUAGAAGCUCAAGUAGAGCCUCGCACUGACCCUAAUUUGAGAAUUGAGUGGUUCAAGAAUGGUGUGUCAUUGACCACAGGUUCAAGAAUCAAGAGUACCUUUGACUUUGGAUUGGUUACAAUGUCUAUAAACAGUUUGAGACACGAUGAUUCUGGUAUUUAUACAUGUAAAGCAGUCAAUUUGAUGGGAGAAGCUGUUUCUACAGCUUCCAUAAAGAUAGAAGACCGUCAUUGGUUAAUGGGCGAUACUUUACAUCCAGAGUCCUUAGAGAGAAUUGGUGCUUUAGAACAACCUAAGCCUGGUAAACCGGACUCUCCUGAGCCAGUAUACGAGACACCAGUAUUUAUAUCUCAUUUGAACAAUAUCUUAUGCAAAGAAGGAGAUAACAUUCACUUUGAAUGCAAUGUAGAACCUUCUCGCGAUCCUACACUUAAAAUCGAAUGGUUCUUUAACAAUAAAGCAUUACCAUCUGGUACCAGAUACAAGAGCAUACAUGACUUCAGCUAUGUGUCUCUAGAUAUAUUGCAUACAUAUGAAGAAGACUCCGGAAUUUACACAUGCAAGGCCACAAACAGCAAGGGUUCUGCAACGACAUCAGGCACAUUGAGAUGCACUGGAGACAAACACAUUUACCUUGACACUCAACAUCCUCAAGGUAAGGCUGGUUUGGAAGCUGUAGAGCAGGCAGAGGCAGAUAGAUUGGCUAAGUCAAGAAGACCAUCAGUUCCAGACACUGAAUAUGCUAAACCGGAAUGGAUCGUGCCAGUUGCAGCUGAAUGUCAGUUAAUUGAAGGACAACCUCUGCAUCUUGAAGGCCAAGUGGAACCAAAGGAGGAUCCUGACCUAAAAAUAGAGUGGUACUUUAAUGGAAAAGUCUUAGAACAUGGUUCAAGGUUCAAACUUGCAAGCGAUUUUGGAUUUGUAACCUUAGACGUUACAGAUGUUUAUGAAAGAGAUAGCGGUAUUUACACUUGUAAAGCAUACAAUAAGAGAGGUGAAGCUUUCACUUCCUCCACUAUAUACUGCAGCAGCAAAGAGAACCUUAUUGAACGCACUCAACAUCCGAAAGGCAAGGAAGGUUUGGAGAAGAUUCAAAAUCUUGAGGACUCUCUUCGUAAAGAGCCUUCUAUGAAGCCUGACGACGACACCGGUAGAGCACCUGAAUUCACUACAGUAUUCCAAGAUAUCUUUGAUAUAAGUGAAGGCCAAAUUGCUCAUUAUGAAGCUUCCCUCAUACCAACAGGUGACCAAACCAUGGUUAUAGAAUGGUUCUACAAUGGCAAGACUAUAGAAGCCAGUCACCGCAUUCGUACAGUUUAUGCGUUUGGCAUGGUUGUUCUUGAAAUUCUUGGCACAAAAACUUCUGAUUCUGGUAUUUACUCAUGCCGUGCUACCAAUAGGUGGGGAUCAGCUGAAAUCAGUUGUAAACUUGAGUGUGUAGAUAAGAGCAAAGGUCAAAAGCCUAGAUUUACAACACACAUUCAAAAUAUUGAAGGUCUUAAGGACGGACAAUCUGCUCACUUUGAGUGCACUGUUGUACCAGUGGAUGAUCCAGACAUGAAGAUUGAAUGGUACCACAACGGAAAGCAGCUACGCCAUUCCAACAGAAUCAAAACUAUUUCAGAUUUCGGUUUUGUAGUUAUGGACAUAGCUUACACUCAAAAUCACGAUUCCGGUGAAUACGUUUGUCGAGCGUAUAAUAAAUAUGGCGAAGAUUUCACUAAAGCAACAAUUAAUUGCUACGGCAAGGGGGGAGUUUACUCUGACAGUUUACAACCAGACUCUUUGGCUAAAAUCAGAGAGUUAGAAAGUCUACAAGGCAUACAACACCAGGCGCCGGCUCCUGCUUCCGCAGUUCCACCUAAAUUUACUACUCAAAUAGAAGAUGUAACCAAAUUGGUAGAAGGCCAAAGUGCACACUUUGAAGCUCGACUGAUACCAGUAGAUGACCCAGACCUUAAAGUUGAAUGGUUCUACAACGGUAAGAAAUUACCUCACGGUCAUAGGUACAGAACAUUCCACGACUUCGGUAUUGUUAUAUUAGACAUACUUUACUGCUAUGAAGAAAACUCAGGUGAAUACGAAUGCGUGGCGACAAAUAAAUUGGGCCGUGACUCAACAAAAGCUACACUGAAAUGCACAUCGAAGGAAAAUUUGAUCCUGGACUCGCAACUACCGCGGGGCAUGGAAGGUGGAUUGGAAAAAUUACAAACACUCGAAGAUUCUAUGGUACGAAGGAAGGACGUUGACGUUACGGAGACCCGCGGAAAAGCACCUGUCUUCACAGUGCCUUUGUCGAAUAUUGACAAUCUUAGAGAAGGUGAAAAUGCUCACUUCGAAGCUCGUCUAACACCAACUGACGACCCCAACCUUAAAGUUGAAUGGUAUUGGAAUGGCAAGUCGUUGAAGGCUGGUUCGAGAUUCAGAACCUUCUGCGACUUCGGCUUUGUAAUCCUCGAAAUAUCUCCAACGUAUCCAGAAGAUUCGGGUGAAUACAUGUGUAGAGCGUAUAACAACUAUGGUGAGGCGGUCACCACGGCUACAAUGAAAGUCCAAGGCAAGAGGAACAUAAUAUUAGAAUCUCAACUUCCUAAGGGUAUGGAAGGUACUAUAGAGAAAAUAGCAGCAUUGGAAGGUUACAGUGGAGCAUCAGAUAAUCUAAGCCCAGAGGUCGAGAGUGGUAACCCACCUGAAUUUGUUACAACACCAUCUGACCUUAUUUUGAAUGAGAAUUCAUCAGCUCACUUUGAGUGCCGGUUAAUCCCCGUGAAUGACUCCAGUAUGAGAGUAGAAUGGUUCCAUAACGGUAAAGCCCUGCUCACUGGAUCAAGGGUGAAGACUAUUAACGAUUUUGGCUUUGUCAUAUUAGAGAUCGGAGGCGUUUACCAGCGUGACGCGGGCUUGUACACUUGCAAGGCAACUAAUCGCCAUGGUGAAGCAACCGUUUCAUGCAAGCUUCAAGUUAAAGGUAGACAAGGUAUUAUUUUAGAACCUCAGUUGCCAAGCCAAUUCAAAUCAGGUACAGAGAGUAUCCAGAAAUUAGAAGAAACCUUGCAUAAACGAGAGGAAAUCCCAAUUGAAGACGAGAAGCCAAAUCCACCUCGUUUCACUGUGGAGAUCAAGGACAAUCUCGAUGUUGCGGAAGGUGGUCCCAUUCACUUCGACUGUCGCGUUGAACCAGUAGGUGAUCCUACGAUGAGAAUCGAUUGGUUCCACAAUGGCAGACCAUUCGCCACUGGUUCUCGCGUUCACAUGCUCAAUGAUUUCGGAUUCAUUGCUUUGGAUAUCGACUACAUCUAUGCAAGAGACGCUGGAGAAUAUACCUGUCGUGCAACAAACAAAUGGGGAUCAGCAACAACUACUGCCAAGAUUACCUGCAGCACCAAGCGCGAUAUAAUCUUCGAGUCACAAUUGCCUCAGGGCAUGAGUGGCGAAAAGAUCAAGGAACUAGAGAAGGGCCGCGUCAGUGACGGACCUAGGGAGGAACCCGUCAUAAACAGCCCACCGAAAUUCGUAACACAGAUUCAGUCACACACUAUUGAGGAAUCGGAGUCGAUUCGUUUCGAGUGUCGCGUGGAACCGAAAGAAGAUCCGAAGUUACGUAUAGAAUGGUACAGGAACGGCAAACUGCUACCAUCCGGUCAUCGUUUCCGCACAGUGUAUGACAUGGGUUUCGUUUCUUUGGAUAUUUUAUAUGUAUACUCCGAAGAUUCCGGUGAAUACGUCUGUCGUGCUGUAAACGACUUCGGCGAAGACUUUACUAAAGCCACGGUGUCAUGUAAAAAAUUGCCGGACAUCAUUCUACAAAAUCAAGUUCCACGAGGCAUGAAGAAGACAGAGGCAUUGACACAAAUGGAAGCUACUAUCAAGAAGUAUACAUCUGAAAUAUUCCUAACUGAAGAUGAUUUAUAUGACGCCGACAAGAAGCAGCCUCCGCGAUUCGUGACACAAAUUCAAAGUCAAACAACCUUAGUGGAGAUGGAAACCACGAAGUUUGAAUGUCAACUAGCGCCUGUUGGUGAUCCUAAUAUGAAAGUAGAAUGGUUCUUUAACGGCAAACCUUUGUUGCACAAGAACCGGUUCACUCCAAUUUAUGACUUCGGAUACGUCGCGAUGAACUUCGGCUGGGUGUAUCCAGAGGAUAGUGGUGAAUACUUAUGCCGUGCCACGAACCUUUAUGGCAUGGAUGAGACCAGAGCCGUAAUUAAAACUGCGGGAAAACCUGGCAUUGUAUACGACUCACAAUUGCCUAAACACAUGAAGAGUAUCGAGAAAAUUAGAGAAAUGGAAGCAGCAUGGCAGGCGGUUCCAGAACAAGUAGGCGAUGAGGUGAAGGAAAGAUCGGCACCCGUAUUCGUCAGCAAACCGGAACCGGUCACGGUCGAAGAAGGCGAAUGGGCCAGGUUCUGCUGUCGGGUUACAGGUCAUCCUAAACCUCGCGUUAUGUGGCUCAUCAAUGGAAACACGAUUGUUAAUGGCUCUAGAUAUAAACUGAUAUACGACGGAAUGUACCACUUUGAUAUUCCCAAGACAAGGCAGUACGAUACUGGUAAAAUCGAAGUGAUCGCCAGGAGCUCUGUAGGGGAAGCACUAGCUACGACCGAACUGAAAGUAAUACCGAGACACGACGACUACAGGAGUGUACUCAAGAAUGCGCCAAGACCUUGGUACGACGAAACAACACAAUACCAGAGAUCUGACACUGAGCUGGAAAAAACAUUUGAAGAGAGGCAAACGAUGCAACGGAAGGGAGUCAUCGAUCACCGACCGGAACUAAAGCAAAAGAUCGUUAAAGAACCGGAAACAGAAUGGCAACAAACUGUCAAGAAGAAGAAGAGCGAAGAGUACUAUAAUAAACUACAGGAGUUGGAAAACGAACAAAUUGUCAAAGAAAGCAGGAUGCGAGAAUCGAUACACCAAUACGCGGUCCCAGGUGAAAAGGUCACCAGCGCUUCCGUUGCAAAGAGUAUGGCCCAGAAAUACGAAGAUAAUCUAGAACAAACAGAGGAGGUUGUUGAAAAGGAAACACAUAAAAGGGUUCAGAAGCCAAGAAUCCCCGAUCCUUUAGAGUCUACCGUUCACGGCAAGGAAGUUCAUGUCGCAAAACAGAAGCAAGUACAGAAAGAAGUCGUAGGCGAUACAGAAAUAACAAGGAAAAUCACAUCAACAGAGACUACUGAAGUUGAACAUAAGGCACAAACCCAGGAGAGGGUCGUCGAAGGGCCUGUCAAACCAUCCACACCCCCUGUAUUCACAAAGAAAAUGCAACCAUGCAGAGCAUUGGAGCACGAACAAGCUAGAUUCGAAGUCGAAUUCGAUGGAGAUCCACUACCUACCAUAAAAUGGUACCGUGAAAACUUCCCAAUCAAGAAUUCGGCUGACUUCCAAAUUCAUACGUUCAGCACUAAGUCAAUUCUCAUCAUAAGGCAAGUGUUUAUAGAAGAUUCUGCUGUGUUCGCCGCUGUUGCUGAAAACAGGGCUGGUACCGCUAAAUGUAGUGCCAACUUGGUAGUAGAAGAACGUAGACGCCAAGGCAGGGGCGGAGUCAUCCCACCGAGUUUCACGUUAACCGCUCAAAACGUUAAUGUAACAGCCGGUCAACUUGUAAGACUUGACACCAAGGUUACUGGUACGAAGCCAAUUGACGUUUACUGGCUGAAAAACGGCAAAAAGGUGCAACCGGACAUUAGAAACAAAAUACUAGAAGAAGAUGGUACAUUCACACUUCUGAUUCUUGAAGCGUACCCUCAAGAUUCUGGUAAAUAUGAAUGCGUGGCUAUCAACAGCGCGGGUGAGGCAAGAUGCGACGCUGAGUGUGUCGUCAGCCCACCAGCAACAAAGGAGAAACCCAAACCGCAAACUAAAGCAGCGAACGCACCACCAGAAAUAAUCGAACCACUCAAGGACCGCGUUGUAACCGAGGGUCAGGCUAUCGAGUUCAGUUGCAAGAUCGUUGGAAAGCCAACGCCAACAGUACAAUGGUAUAGAGGAGACCGGUUGAUUAAGCCGUCGAAGUACUUCCAAAUGUCACGUGCAGCUGACGAUUACACACUUCGCAUUUCGGAAGCUUUCCCCGAAGACGAGGGCGAUUACAAGUGCGUGGCUUACAACUCAGCUGGUAGAGUGACGGUUGCUGCGAAGCUUAAAGUAACCCAGCCCGAUCAGGCUGACAACUUGCCGACGUUGACACCUUUACGUGACGUUGUUGUUUAUGAAGGACAACCUGCGCAGUUCAAGACUCAGAUAUCUGGCAAAGUUAAACCAACCAUUCAAUGGCUGCGAGAGGGCGCUCUUAUUCCUGAAACGCCUGACUUCCAAAUGAUACACGAAGGCAACAAUGCGGUGCUGUUGAUUGGCAACACUUACGAAGAGGACACCGGUAUAUUCACUUGUCGCGCCACGACCGUCGCCGGCCAAGUGGAGACCUCCGCUAAACUAGUCGUCAAAAAAACAAGGAUACAGAAGACAAAAACAAAACACGAAGAUAAAAUAGAGACUGAAAGUUCUGUUACAAAUGAUACUGGUGUGUCCCUUAAUCGUCAUGUACAGACGUCAACAGAAGAGAGUACUAUCUUAAAAUUAAAUAACGUUGAAGAUGUCAAGUCAAGGCAAGUUGCGAAUGUUCCUUGGCGAACUACUAGCAAAGAAAGGACUUUGGUGUCAAAUGAAGAUAAAUUAGAAGUGAAGCACUGGAGAAAACCACGCAAAGAUACAAAUGUAUCUACAGAUGUAAUCACUUCAUCUGACGACUCAUCCAUUCUUAAAAUUGAUCAUGAUGAGAUUACUGAAGAACAUCAAGACACAGAAAAUAGUGAAAUCAGACAUUGGCGUACACAGAAAAAGAAGAAAAUAAUGAAUGAAAGUACCGCAAAGGAAGAAAUUAUUGAUGAAACUACAUUAGACGAUUCAUCUUUAUUAAAGAAAACGGAAAAACGAAACCAAAAAAUUAAAAUAGCACCAAUGCUUCAAAAAGAAGAACCUGUACCCUGGACUAAACAAGCUAUUAAAUUAAAACAAACUAAAAUUGAAAAGAUUCCUAUUCCAAAAGAAAAACUGGAAGAAAUAAAUUUAAAAUCGACCCAAAAUCUUUCUAAAGAUAAUGUCAAAACAUUGGUAAUCGAGCAAAGCAUAACAUCUGAAGAAGACACAGUCAUUUUAACUAUUAAAGAUGAAGAGAUUGUUGAAAAAGAAAAGGAAGAUGAAAAACCCAAAGAAGAACAACCACGCGAGAAAAUUGUAGAAAAACCGGUUCAAAAACGACGACAACCAGAGAUAAAGGAAUCGGAUCAGAUGAAAUUUAAACCAGUUAAGGAGGAUAUAGCAUUUGAUGAAGAUAAACCCGAAAAACUUAAACCAGUCAAAAAAGAAAAGCCUGUUGAAGAAGAUAAACCGGAAGAGGUAACCUGGCGUACUGGUAAGAGAAAGCCCAAGGACGAAAAGCCCGUGGAGGAAGUAGUGCUCAAACCGUUUCCAAAGCAGAAGGAACCAGAAGAAGACAAACCCGAAGAAGUGCAGCUGAAGCCAGUUAAAAAAGAGAAACCCGUUGAAGAAGAUAAAACGGAAGAGGUAACCUGGCGUACUGGUAAGAGAAAGCCCAAGGACAAAAAGCCCGUGGAGGAAGUAGUGCUCAAACCGAUUCCAAAGCAGAAGGAACCAGAAGAAGACAAGCCCGAAGAAGUGCAGCUCAAGCCAGUUAAAAAAGAGAAGCCUGUUGAAGAAGAUAAACCGGAAGAGGUAACCUGGCGUACUGGUAAGAGAAAGCCCAAGGAAGAAAAGCCCGUGGAGGAAGUAGUUCUUAAACCGAUUCCUAAGCAGAAGGAACCAGAAGAAGACAAGCCCGAAGAAGUGCAGCUCAAGCCAGUUAAAAAAGAGAAGCCUGUUGAAGAAGACAAACCGGAAGAGGUAACCUGGCGUACUGGUAAGAGAAAGCCCAAGGAAGAAAAGCCCGUGGAGGAAGUAGUUCUUAAACCGAUUCCUAAGCAGACGCAACCAGAAGAAGACAAACCCGAAGAAGUGCAGCUCAAGCCAGUUAAAAAGGAGAAGCCUGUUGAAGAAGAUAAACCGGAAGAGGUAACCUGGCGUACUGGUAAGAGAAAGCCCAAGGAAGAAAAGCCCGUGGAGGAAGUAGUUCUUAAACCGAUUCCUAAGCAGAAGCAACCAGAAGAAGACAAACCCGAAGAAGUGCAGCUCAAGCCAGUUAAAAAAGAGAAGCCUGUUGAAGAAGAUAAACCGGAAGAGGUAACCUGGCGUACUGGUAAGAGAAAGCCCAAGGAAGAAAAGCCUGUGGAGGAAGUAGUUCUUAAACCGAUUCCUAAGCAGAAGCAACCAGAAGAAGACAAACCCGAAGAAGUGCAGCUCAAGCCAGUUAAAAAAGAGAAGCCUGUUGAAGAAGAUAAACCGGAAGAGGUAACCUGGCGUACUGGUAAGAGAAAGCCCAAGGAAGAAAAGCCCGUGGAGGAAGUAGUUCUUAAACCAAUUCCUAAGCAGAAGCAACCAGAAGAAGACAAACCCGAAGAAGUGCAGCUGAAGCCAGUUAAAAAAGAGAAACCCGUUGAAGAAGAUAAACCGGAAGAGGUAACCUGGCGUACUGGUAAGAGAAAGCCCAAGGAAGAAAAGCCCGUGGAGGAAGUCGUUCUUAAACCGAUUCCUAAGCAGAAGGAACCAGAAGAAGACAAGCCCGAAGAAGUGCAGCUCAAGCCAGUUAAAAAAGAGAAGCCUGUUGAAGAAGACAAACCGGAAGAGGUAACCUGGCGUACUGGUAAGAGAAAGCCCAAGGAAGAAAAGCCCGUGGAGGAAGUAGUUCUCAAACCGAUUCCUAAGCAGAAGCAACCAGAAGAAGACAAACCCGAAGAAGUGCAGCUGAAGCCAGUCAAAAAAGAGAAACCCGUUGAAGAAGGCAAACCGGAAGAGGUAACCUGGCGUACUGGUAAGAGAAAGCCCAAGGAAGAAAAGCCUGUGGAGGAAGUAGUGCUCAAACCGAUUUCAAAGCAGAAGGAACCAGAAGAAGACAAGCCCGAAGAAGUGCAGCUCAAGCCAGUCAAAAAAGAGAAACCCAAGCAACCAGAAGAAGACAAACCCGAAGAAGUGCAGCUCAAGCCAGUUAAAAAAGAGAAGCCUGUUGAAGAAGAUAAACCGGAAGAGGUAACCUGGCGUACUGGUAAGAGAAAGCCCAAGGAAGAAAAGCCCGUGGAGGAAGUAGUGCUCAAACCAAUUCCAAAGCAGAAGGAACCAGAAGAAGACAAGCCCGAAGAAGUGCAGCUCAAGCCAGUUAAAAAAGAGAAGCCUGUUGAAGAAGACAAACCGGAAGAGGUAACCUGGCGUACUGAAGGAACCAGAAGAAGACAAGCCCGAAGAAGUGCAGCUGAAGCCAGUCAAAAAAAGAGAAACCCCUUGAAGAAGACAAACCGAAGAGGUAAAACCUGGCGUACUGGUAAGAGAAAGCCCAGGGAAGAAAAGCCUGUGGAGGAAGUAGUGCUUAAACCGAUUCCAAAGCAGAAGGAACCCGAAGAAGACAAGCCCGAAGAAGUGCAGCUCAAGCCAGUCAAAAAAGAGAAACCCGUUGAAGAAGAUAAACCGGAAGAGGUAAAACGUGGCCAACUGAAGCAACCAGAAGAAGAUAAACCCGAAGAAGUGCAGCUCAAGCCAGUUAAAAAGGAGAAGCCUGUUGAAGAAGAUAAACCGGAAGAGGUAACCUGGCGUACUGGUAAGAGAAAGCCCAAGGAAGAAAAGCCCGUGGAGGAAGUAGUUCUUAAACCGAUUCCUAAGCAGAAGGAACCAGAAGAAGACAAACCCGAAGAAGUGCAGCUCAAGCCAGUUAAAAAAGAGAAGCCUGUUGAAGAAGAUAAACCGGAAGAGGUAACCUGGCGUACUGGUAAGAGAAAGCCCAAGGAAGAAAAGCCCGUGGAGGAAGUAGUUCUCAAACCGAUUCCUAAGCAGAAGGAACCAGAAGAAUACAAGCCCGAAGAAGUGCAGCUGAAGCCAGUUAAAAAAGAGAAACCCGUUGAAGAAGACAAACCGGAAGAGUUCUUAAACCGAUUCCUAAGCAGAAGCAACCAGAAGAAGACAAACCCGAAGAAGUGCAGCUCAAGCCAGUUAAAAAAGGAGAAGCCCGUUGAAGAAGACAAACCGGAAGAGGUAACCUGGCGUACUGGUAAGAGAAAGCCCAGGGAAGAAAAGCCUGUGGAGGAAGUAGUGCUUAAACCGAUUCCAAAGCAGAAGGAACCCGAAGAAGACAAGCCCGAAGAAGUGCAGCUCAAGCCAGUCAAAAAAGAGAAACCCGUUGAAGAAGAUAAACCAGAGGAAAAAUCGUGGCCAACUGGUAAGAGAAAGCCCAAGGAAGAAAAGCCUGUGGAGGAAGUAGUUCUUAAACCGAUUCCUAAGCAGAAGCAACCAGAAGAAGACAAACCCGAAGAAGUGCAGCUCAAGCCAGUUAAAAAAGAGAAGCCUGUUGAAGAAGAUAAACCGGAAGAGGUAACCUGGCGUACUGGUAAGAGAAAGCCCAAGGAAGAAAAGCCCGUGGAGGAAGUAGUGCUCAAACCAAUUCCAAAGCAGAAGGAACCAGAAGAAGACAAACCCGAAAAAGUGGAGCUCAAGCCACCCAAGGAAGAAAAGCCCGUGGAGGAAGUAGUGCUCAAACGAAUUCCAAAGCAGAAGAAACCAGAAGAAGACAAACCCGAAGAAGUGGAGCUCAAGCCAGUUAAAAAAGAGAAGCCUGUUGAAGAAGAUAAACCGGAAGAGGUAACCUGGCGUACGGGUAAAAGAAAGCCCAAGGAAGAAAAGCCUUUGGAGGAAGUUGUUCUUAAACCGAUUCAAAGGCAGAAGCAACCGGAAGAAGACAAACCUGAUCAAGAGCAACCUGAUGAACUAUCACAAGCUCUAGAUAAGAAAGAGUGUGGGCCCAUAAUAAUUCAACCAAUACAAGCAGCAAUAGUUAACGAAAAAGAUAGUUUUGAACUCUUUGUAACUUUUAAACCAGAUUAUGUUCGUAAGAUUUCGUGGUAUAUUAACAAUAAGCCAAUUGAGAAUUGUGAAGAUUUUCAAACAUAUACGGAACCUGGUAUAUCAACUUUGAAAGUACACAGAGCGGAUAAAAAGAAAAUGGGAAAAUACGAAACAAUUUUAGAAAAUCACGGUAUCAUUGUUAAAUCAGCGUCCUCCAUUAAGUUAAAAAAGUCGAAAGAUGAAGAAGAAGUUAAACCUCCUGUGUUUAUUAGACCAUUGCAACCCCAAUUUGUUCACAACGGAGACAUAGUUCUUCUUGAAACCGAAGUAAAAUCUAAUCCUUGUGCAUCAUUCCAAUGGUUUUUCGGUAAUAAAGAAGUGGUAUCCUAUGUAAAAGAGAAUAAAAUUAAAGAUAUUUAUGUCACAAGCAGGGAUAACAUAUCAUGCCUUUGUCUUGAAAAUGUUAACAAAGAUGUAGAUGGCAUUAUUACAUGUAGAGCAGAGAACUUUGCUGGAUCUGUGUCGUGUUCAGCUACUCUAAGAGUAUUACAUGAUGAUGAAAAGUCAAUAGGAAUACCACCCGAUUUUAUAAGUGAUUUGAAGCCGACUACUGUUAUGGAUGGUGACCCAAUUCUACUGAAAUGUAUCGUGAAUGGCAAACCUUGGCCUAAAAUUGAAUGGUAUCACAAUGAUAAACUAAUAGAGGUCGCCAGAGACAUUACUAUUGGGAGACAAGAAUCUGGGCUGUGUGAAAUAUGUAUAAAGGAAGCUUUCCCAGAAAUGAGUGGAAUUUACCGAUGUGUAGCAACAAACGAGUUCGGACAAUGUUUUAGUGAAAGCGUAGUUGACGUGGAAGCGUAUGAAUAUGUACCGAGUGCGUCCGAAGAAGAUAUACUAAGUGAUGAGAAAACCAGUGAUCUCGAAGAGUUCGCUCCAAAAAUUGUGAAAGCCCUACCUACUGUGGUAAAAGCGAAUGAAGGGGAACUGACAAGACUUGAGGCUAAAGCCAUCGGAGUGCCUAAGCCACAAAUAAAAUGGCUGAAACAAGGCGUAGAAAUAAAACAGUCUCAAGAAUAUCAAAUAGAAGAAAUGAGUGAUGGUACCUCUAUUUUAAUUAUCCCCGAAGUGUAUCAAGAUGACACAGGUGAAAUCACAUUUGAGGCACAAAAUCCUUUAGGUGUAACAGCGACCAUAGCAGCACUAUCCGUUGAGAGUCUUGUUGGAACAAAAGAAUAUCGAAAACCAGAAUGGGUCACUCAUAUGGAAGAACUACAGGAAACGUUGAAAGCUACACAUUCAGUUCCAUCCUUCGUUCAAAAUAUCGUAUCAGAGCGUCUUCAAGAAGGAGAAAGCGUUACUUUUGAAGCUGUUUUCAGUGGAAAUCCCAAACCAGAAAUAGUCUGGUAUAAGGACGAUAAAGUUUUAAGAACUGACAACAACUUCCAAAUUGUGACGAAAGAAAACAAAACUGUGUGUAAAAUUAAAAAAGCAGCAAAGAAUCUAGAAGGUACAUACAUGUGUAAAGCUGUUAGUGAAAUUGGAAUGGCUAUUACAAAAGCUGAACUACGAGUAUUUGAAGCAGAAGAAAAAGUUGAGACAGUUAAAAAGACGCGGGUGAGAACGAUUAAACAGGACUUUAAAGAAGAAGUAAAGGCCGUGACAUCGAUAGAAGAUACCUCAUCAUCAGUACUUAAAACUGAACCUGAAAAUUUGGCAAUAACGGAACCACUUCAGGAUGUACCUACAGAAGAGAAGGCUACAAUCUCGAUUGACGAAUUACACUCAAUUCAAACCGUGGACGUAGCUGUAUUAAAAAAAUCGGAUAAGAAAGUAAAAACAACGGGUUUAGAAAAAGUUGAAACAAUCAUCAGUCCUAAUCAAUAUUUAGUUACAUCCCAACAAGAUAUGCACGAAACGGUAGAAAGUUUUGAAAAGAGCGCGAAUGACUUGCAAAAAGUUAUUUCUCGAAAAGUGUCUGAUACUCGUUUAGUCGCUGAAGUUAAUGAGCUGUUGGAAGUUAUCAAUGCCAAAGAAUUCGGUCCUGGUCAGUCACCGCUGCGUGAGCUCGCCACGAUUGGGUAUUUGUUGAGGAAUGGCAUAACUGUUCAGGAAAUUGAAAGCCUGUAUGACUCUGAAUAUUUUCCAUCGCUAAGAAUACCACAAUCACAGUCAGCGUUAGUGCAGUUAGUUGAAAGACAAGGUCAUGGUGCUUUAAUAACAGAGGUUCUGACUGAAGAAACGGCUCAAACAGAAGAUAUUAUUGGAGCAAAGGUUGGGUUCAGAGCUUUCAUGAAAAUGGUAGAAAUGAAACAUACUUCUGUUGAAGAAGUUAUUGCUCAUUUAUAUCCCGAAGAUUUUACUCCACGAUCAUGGGAAGAGAAAUCAGCUCAUGAGGUAACAGUUGAUACUUCGGUAACAGAAACAGCAAAAAUGCUAUCUACAGAAGUACAUAAAGACUCCCGGUCGUCGAUACAUAAAGUCGUUAAAGAUGAAAUUGAACAAGCCAAACGCAAACACACAAAACAUCUAAAAAUAUCGGAAGAAUUUGAAGAAGUAAAACAAAUAACCACUAAAUCUAAGAAAGAGUUAUACCCCCGAGAAGUUACUGAAUAUGAAGAAGAAGAAAAUGUAAAAAAAGUUAGAUAG
Messenger RNA from Leptosia nina, 21555 nucleotides. The record is from the annotation of a GenBank genome assembly. Lineage: Eukaryota; Metazoa; Arthropoda; Insecta; Lepidoptera; Pieridae.